AGGUUUCGGUUUGCAAACACGAUAUAUAAUUAUUUCCCAGUGCCAGAGCUGUAUAGCGAGGACCAGAGGAGGAGACGCGGGCAGCAGAGGGGAGGGCGAACCAAAAGAAGAAUUACAAAUAAACUUGGAUGGAUUUAAACAUGUUUUCCCGGACAUAAGUAGGAUUCAGGCUAUGCUGUUAUGUUCCUGUGACGUCUGGUGGGAGGCAGUAAGGUGAACGUCCGGGAUACAUACACACAAACACACGGCCUGAACGGGAUGCCCGCGUGACUGCAGGGAGGAAAGAGGCGGCGGAGGAGGAGGAGGAGGAAGGGGCUCUAGGUGCGUGUGUAGACCACCGCAAAACCCCCGAGGUGGAGUUAUGAAAGAUCGAAACCUGGGAGGAAAAAAUAAUUCCAGCCUGACGUCUAUUUUUGGUGCAGUUUGAAAAUCGAUGGAGUAUAUUUAUUUCCUGUUCACGUCGAGGUAAUUAGUCUCCGUUACCGAACGAACCGAUGAUCUUGGGGCUUUGAUCUCCACGCCGCCUUUUUGCUUAUUCGUGACAGGAGGAGGACCUAACAUAAGGUCGCGGGAGGGGAGGGCACAUGUUCGGAUGUUGCUCCUCCUGAUUGGACAUACGGACUGAAUGAUUCAUGUCAUCUCUGCUGGGGGUGAAACAACGAGGGAUCAGCUGCUUUCUUUGGGAUGCUUUAAAAUUUGCGGCCUGCUAGUGUCUCCAGUUACCGCAAUGCCACUGGCGAGAGGUGGAAGGCAGAAGAUGAAGAGGAGGGAGCAGCAAAAAGCAAAUGAGUAUAACAGGGAUGGAUAACUUGCAAAAACUAGCCCCAUUUUGAUUGUCUUUAAGUCAGAGAAUGGUAUUGUAGGCCAACUCUGUGGGUGAUAGUGGCCUGUGAACCGCAUGAGACACUGUAUUGACUGAAGCUACCUUAGUAUCAUGGCUGAAACAUCAUAUGAGGUGAGUACGGUGGCUGUGAGUGUGUAGUGGCCGCUCAAUUGUCAACUUUCUGCUGACAAAGUUCUUGGACUCACUCACUGGACUACAGUGCGCACCAUGGGGCAUUGCGCAGAACCUAUGGCACCUGCCAGUGGGGAGCUUGGUGCAUAAUUGUGACAGAGUGGAGCUCUGAAAACCAGCAUUUAUGUCUCUCCCUCUUCUACUUGCCUGCACUUCUACCCACACAACUGAACUUUGUUUUAUGAACCCAGAGUAAGUGUAAAACCUCUCCCAGCCUCCUCCACACACGCCGACGAGCCUGGCAUGCCUUCGCCGUCAGACUCCAGCAGCGUGGCUUCGGCCUCGGGGUCUCGAGGCUGGUCAGACAGCCGCAGGGGCAUGUCAGGCCGGGGGCCUGGUGGGGCACGGCUACUCCUGUACCUAGGGCUGUGCCACCUGGGCCUGGGGGCCAUGGUCCUGGCCUUCUCUUUCACCAGCAUGGCCUUCACCUCCUCUGCCCGUGUGAGGCAGUCCUGUCCGUUCUGGGCUGGCUUCUUCGUGGUGGCAUCAGGGAUAGUUGGGAUAAUCUCAUGGAGGAGACCUCUGACGCUUGUGGUGUCACUGUUCAUGCUGCUGUCUGCAGUGUGUGUGAUCCUCAGUCUGGCCGGCUCAAUGCUCUCCUGUCAGAAUGCACAGAUGGUCAAGUCUAUGCUCACCUGCCAGGUGGAGAAUGGUCUGUGUGUGUGUUGUGCGCCCACUCACUCCUGCUCCAUCACAGAGGAGGAGACCCUGGUCCUCUACCUGAAUGCUGACUGUCACUCAGUUAAACAUCAGCUCAAGGACCUUUUGUUCAGUGCAUGUGGUCUCAGCAUUCUCUCCACCAUCAUCUGUACUCUGUCCACUGUGACCUGCAGUAUCCACAUAUUCUCUCUGGACCUUGUGCACCUGCUGGCCCCACAUCGCUCUCGUUCAGUCAACCCAGAAUGCACCACUCCUCAGGACGCCUUCCUGACCAACAUCAUGGACUUUGAGGAGUUUGUCCCACCUAUCCCUCCACCCCCCUACUACCCCCCUGAGUACACUUGCAGCUCUGAAACAGACGCUCAGAGCAUCACCUAUAAUGGCUCCAUGGAGAGCCCCGUUCCUCUCUACCCCACUGACUGUCCCCCUCCUUAUGAAGCUGUGAUGGGACAAAGAGCUGCAAGCCAGGCAACAGUGUUUGACCCCCACGGCACAGAGCUGUCUGGAGAGAGAGGAACUUCUACUGCCUUCAGCGUGUCCAUGGACAGUGGGUCUCUGUUGAUGUCAGAGAUUGUGGACAUCCCUGACGAUUCCUCCCCCUCUGAGGAUUCCUGUCUGAUGGAGGUUGGGCUGAGGACCCAGGGGGACAGGGGCAACAGGAACGUUAGCGAGGGGGGAGACGGAGGAGACGGCGGGGAGUACAUCAGCUUUCGUGGUCCCCCGUCUCAGACACCAGAGAGUCCUCUGGCAGGAGGACCGAGAGCCAGGCGCUUCCUCAGAGGAGAGAGGUCCAACUCCUGCUCUUCACCCAGCACAGCGUCCACCACAUACAGGUCUCCAGUAUUGCGUCGGCAGGCCAUGCUAGCUAGUAGCUGUUCCCAGCUGGAAGCUAUCGGGAAAUCCACCUCUCCACAGCGAUCCUCCAUCCCAGAGUUUCGAGGUUGCCCCUCCACUCUCUCACGCCAAGGAGACACCCCGGCCUCCUCUGCUCCUCCCAUUUCAUCCCCCUCGCCCGCCAGUGAGCAAAGCGGUGGUCAGGGUAAUGGGCCACUCCUCCUGGGCCAACCGUUGUACCUUCGGCGAAGGGCUGGCAAGAGUGAGAAGGAUGGAGAGAGUGUAAGAAGGGAUAGUGAGGGCCUCCUACGUCUCGUGAGGUCACACAGCGAGCCUGGCAUCAGCUCCUCCACUGACACAGUUGACUUUGGCUCUGGAGGCAGCAAAGUAUCUAUAGACACAGGUCCAUCCUCUGAGGCAUGUCUGUUGCCCCGCACCUCUUUGCCUCCUGCUGCAGCUCUGCCAAGGAAAGGCAGCAUGAAAUCAGCAGCCACGGAGGUGCAGGUUCCCUCUAAAGCGCCCCCCACCUCACCGCUGCGUUUACCUAAAGACUGCCACCGUUCCCUUGGAGACCUUAAAGUGACUCGGGGUCUGGUGGCUCGCUUCCUGCAGCGCUCCAAACGCAACCUAUCGCCCUCCUCCGAGCAUGCUGGGAGCAUCGGGCAGGGGCCUAAGAGGAGGAGUGGAGUUGAGGGCGCUGCCACCAACCACCUGCCCUUGGAACAAGUGUUGCUGACCCCUUGGAGCAACAGCCGAGGGUACCCCAACCAUCACACCCAUCACCCCCAUCGCCGUGGACACCACCAUUCCCAUAGUGACAGUCGACACAACCGGCAUUGCAGCAGUCUGGUGCCAGAGGGGAUCCACCUGCGCAGCUGUGGAGAUUUAAGCUCCUCGUCCUCAGCAUCACUACGUCGAUUAGUGACACCUCAUCCACCGCAUGGGUCAUCAGGAGCUCUUUACUCAGAGUCUGCACUGUGAGGAGAGGAGGAGGGUGAAGGAGGGACGGAGGAUGCUUAUGAGUUGACAUGGUUGUAAGGAAGAUGGGAGGAAAUAAGGCAGGCUGAGGAAAAGCAGAGUCUGAGGCAGUUUAGUGGAGAUAUCUAAUACUUCAAAUUUGAACGUCUUCCCUCCUUUUCCUCUUUGUCACCCCAGUUUCCUGAAGCCAACGUUGCAAAUGGCCUUAUUCAGUGGUGCUCUUCAUCACUCUGAACAUAAUCCCAGAGCUCACACUAUUUCACCGUUCAACAUCAGUGAAACGGUCACUAGAUGCUUAUUUCUGAGCAGUGUGGUCCCUGUUCUAACAGAAUGAAUCCACAACUGGCCGAAAACAACCAACCAGAUACAUCUCUCCGCUGUAUUCUCCACCUGUUCUCCCUCAAUACUGAUCUGGAGACAUAUUUUCCUCAAGACUGGAGGCAGAACUCGACUAGCAUUCAUGCUACAACAACCAGUUACUCAGAUGUCACACAAUCACAAUCACAUUAUGGGUUGCAAUAUGCUUCUGGCCUUUUUGUACAUUGCAAUUCACCCACAGGAUCGCUCAGAGAAGUCUCAUAGAAACUUAUUUUGUCUUCCAUUGAUUACAAAGAAAGAAUCUCAAUAGAUAUAGAGUUAGCUGAGUACGAUGUAAGAUGAGGUUGCACAUGAGGACAAGUGCUCUCACAUGGAAAACCCUUAACUGAGUUGCUAAUUUUGUCUUUUUCUUUUUGUAAUUCAGAUUGUUUUUGCAAUCAGAUUCCCACUUUCUCCACGUUUUUCCACCUACACACUGGCCUUAAAACAAAAAGGCAGCCAGCAUUUUUAACAUUAACAUUAAUGCAUGCCACAGACACAUGCUAAAGCGUUUGAAAUGUAUAUUCUGUGAGUGGCCCCUGGACACGGUGGUUUGAUUUGCAUAUGUGCAUGUUUUGCUACAGCCUCCCGAAUACUGCAGGAACCUUAUGCAUUGGACCUGACCGUCUCUGUAACUACGUAACAUGUCCUCCGAAUGUCUUAUCUGCAUGUUUUGACAAUUCUUCUUAUUUUUUUUCCUCUUGCAUUUGAAAUGUGUUUGUGUCAAUAGAUAGUUGAAGGGGAAGGUCAGAGUCAAAGAUGCGCAGUGUUCCCAAAAGUUUUCUGCCAGAUGGCCCCAAACAUGCCUCUGCAUCCUAAUUUGAUUUUGGUCGGGUUUGAAAAUGUUUCAAGUGCACAUGCAUAUCUUUGACACUAGCUAACGUAGCCGGAUCCUGUCAGAUGAGUGGUAUAAAUUGCACUGCGACUGAAGAGUCUCUUGCAAUAAAUGCUGGUGUUUGUUAUGAGGCUGGGCUUCACACUAUGCUUUGGCACGGUUCUCUUUGGACUUGCAGGGGUUGUGGAUAGGUGGUAAAUGGAAAAAAAAUAAGCCAUGGGCAGCUGAUAGUGAACAUAUGAUGGGUCUGGCAGCUCUGGAUACUCGGUAUUGAGUAUAUCAAUAUUUGUGUCGGAUUGGAGUGUUUUUUCUUUGGAAAGUAUUUUUGAUGUGCUCACAAAGUGAUGAUAUUGAGUCCAUAUCAGUAAAGGCACAUUUUGGAUAUACUCGUAUGUAUUUACCAAAUUUUAAAAAUGCACACGCACACACACUUACGCCUGCACACAGAUGCAGGCACACCCAUACACUCCCUUAUUAAGGCAUUGAGCUGUAUUUCUACCUCCUGUCUUGCAUUAAACAUUAUUUAUUUGAAGAAAUGUAUAUCUGUAUGGCAGGCUUAACAGGCUAGAGCCUUGAAACCUGAAUAAUAAAUGUAUCUUAACAUGACACGUAUUCCAGAUUUUAAAUGCAGUGUCAAUGGCAAAACUUUCAAUGCAAGUUAUGUAUUUCAAAAUAUGAAAUAAAUGAUAGACAAAUA
This is a messenger RNA of Anarrhichthys ocellatus (wolf-eel), 5376 nucleotides long. It is a transcript of the gene entrep3, whose product is annotated as family with sequence similarity 189 member B. The coding region runs from base 1259 to 3490 and encodes 743 amino acids. The record is from RefSeq and is a predicted model, not a curated record. Gene Ontology annotation, cellular component: membrane. Lineage: Eukaryota; Metazoa; Chordata; Actinopteri; Perciformes; Anarhichadidae. The transcript is spliced from 14 exons.